AUGGAGGACGUCCGACCGACCGCGAAAUGGGCAAAUCGCAUGUUGCGCCCGUUGACGUCCAUCUACCAUCGGCUAGAAAAGCACCAUGAGAUCCUCUCAUCGAUCGCGCAAUCGAAAUGGAAGGAACGGUCCGAGAACGCCGACGCUGAGCAGGCGAAACCCCGGACGGUCCGCAGUACCGAAGCGAGUUGCCAAUUCUCAGACGAAGAACCGGACGAUCCUGCCUGGGUGCCAGGAAAACAGGAAAAGCGUCGCAUACGACACAAUUAUUCGAGUCGAGGGCAGAGGAAUGGUGGACGACGGCGCAGUAGGUUGUUGAUCCGCAGUCCGGAGUUGCAGCGGACCCUGCCUGGCGCGAUCGACAUUGCGACGCCUUUGAUCACUGGCAAGGUGCGACAGACGUGCGAGGGAUCAUCUAUUCGGAAACGUCUCUUUAGUGUGGACGUGCCUGCGGCGCCUGCUCAGAGUCAUGCUGGGGCUACUGGUCAGCGAAAGACGACACGAACGAAAAAGAGCAGUUUUCCGGCCUACCAGGGUUCUUGGAAAGAGGUCCUCGACUUAUCCGGCGAUGCAGGGCUUGUGGGUAUUGCGCACUUGUUGGAUCGUAUUUUUUUGAAGUUUUUGCAUAAUACGCGGGCUUUUGCGCCAGGUUCGCAGCAGGGGGGCCCCGGGGCUCGUUCUUUGGUAUCGAUGAUCGCGCGGCGCCUUCCAGAGUUUAUCGCGGAUGAGCAAAGAUUCCAGGACGAGACCGCCGAGGACUCUGAGGUGGACAUGUGCGAUGCCUAUUUUACGGAAUUAGAGGCUUACUACGCGCCGAAUGGGAGUGGCUGGGAACCUCUUCGUGAAGCCGUGCGCGCACAAGGCAUUCACUUGGUUGUACGGAUGAUUGAGAACGGAUGGCUUACAAAAUUGGUGGCUUGCCGACUUAUGGAGGAAUGCAUGCGGCAUGGCGAAGCUGAUGCUUUUGAAAUGAUAAUUUCAAGUUGUUUGUCAACUCUCAACGCAUACCACUAUCCACCUGCAUUUGAUCCACAAAGGCCGUCGACUCACUGUGACGACCCUGUAUAUAUGUUACGGACCUAUUACUCACGGUGCGGAGGGCGGGCUUUUGUGUACAACGAGCUGGCGAAGCUCCUUUUGCGAAGAGUGGUGCCGCCAGAAUGGAUGGUGACUACGUGGUGGAAGAAGUGUGUAGACGAAGCGAUCAUAUCAGUGUCAACGGAAGAUAGCUACUCCCCGGCAGCAACGCAUCUCAUCGAAGCCAUUCUUCUAUCAGCUGGGGGCAUUUAUCUAUCCACAGAAGGAACAGCUUUGCUGGAAAAGAACCUGAACCAAAAGCAAGUACUGCACUUGAAAGACACUCGUGCCUCGGUCAUGACAAGUCUGCGGGCGAAUGACUCGACGCCGUGUCCGAUACCAGUUCAAGAUGCUCUGAGCAAUCUCGUCUCGAGCCUUGUUACCGCGCUCUGCGGUAUGCACAUCGCGCGGUCGAAUGCUUCAGAUGCAUCUGAAAGACUUGUUGGCAUCAAAGCCAGACACACAAUCAAUUGCCUGGCGUUGACAGUGGAGAGGGAUAUUGGAUUAAGGCAUCGACAAGACGAUGGGGAUGCGCCAUCCUACCAAUCUUUGCGACGCGGGUAUCUCUUGCUGGGCGACUGCAUGCUUCAAAUUGGCGAAGAAACGCCCUCUAACAGCAGGCCCCGAUGUGAUCCCGUCUCGAAACAGCGCAUUGACUCCUUCUUCGAGUCACUAGCCCUGCAGCAAGAUACGCUCAAAGAACUUUCGGAUCUCGUUCAAAGAGUCUCUCGCUAUUGCGGGCAAGGUGACGUGCGCGAGCAGACCCGAACGUCUCGAGCGGUUCGGACUAAGAUCUCACAGCUGGCUCGGCAGGCAAAUGCCCGUGGGUUAUCCUAUUUCCUUGGAAGAGUGGCAGCGGAGACGGCAAUGGCGCUUGCAGAGAAGACCUUGGAUCCGGAUGACCAUGUUUGGGCCGUUCAGAUCCAAGAGAGCGUUGUUUCGGCGCAGCAGGGGCAAUGCGUCAAUGCGGUUUUCUCGGACGAAUCUGAAGAACGAGCCGACCGUACAGGACUCUAUCGAUGGGAGGAAAGUAUUGGGGAAUGGAUCGCAAGCACUCCCAAGCCCAAAGGUGGACAUACGAACUGGAAUCGAAGCCCGGUGGUUUCAGAAGCAGGGAGAUUUUCAAUCAUUUCCUGCUCGGAUAGGAGGGAGUCAGUUGUCUCUGCCGCUUCCGAGCGCAGUGCUUCGAGUGUCACAUCGUCGGCUCCAUCUCUUCCGGCCAAGAGGACGUAUUCAGGCAAUGAGCUUGCCCMGCGGCCUAUCAAGAAGCUGCGAUCACGAGCUGUGGAGAUAUACGCUGAUGGUGCACAAAAAGGAGCAAGAAGCCAACCGUCCUGUUUAACAUCAGUACGUUGCUCGUCAGCUGAAGCACGCUGUGUCCCAGUAGCCGCCCGUACCAGGAGCCCGCGGGGCGUGCUUGGGGAAUUAGUGCAAGCUAAGAACGUCCCGAACCGGGCAGUCGUCGGGGAAUUGACGUCGGCGAAUCUAUCUCCCAAAUUGGAGGUUGUUAUCAUUAAUAGGAAGAACUCUUCCUCACUGGAUGAACCGAUUGACCAGGCCACCGAUUAUGCACUCGAAACUUGCGCUCUUCCACCUCGACAGCCACGCCUCCCCAUCAUUUCAAAGCCAGCGAAUCCUAAGCGGCGCUCAACCUCUCGUAUACGUGCUGUUCMGCGCUUGAGGGUCAUACCUUGCUCCCAGGAUGAUGAGAGUGAGGACGAGCUAAGCUUCCUUUGA
Aspergillus pseudoviridinutans is the source of this 2814-nucleotide messenger RNA. RefSeq lists its product as uncharacterized. The record is from RefSeq and is a predicted model, not a curated record. The transcript has a single exon. The coding region runs from base 1 to 2814 and encodes 937 amino acids. Lineage: Eukaryota; Fungi; Ascomycota; Eurotiomycetes; Eurotiales; Aspergillaceae.